Phialemonium atrogriseum is the source of this 926-nucleotide messenger RNA. RefSeq lists its product as uncharacterized. The transcript has 3 exons. The coding region runs from base 204 to 878 and encodes 224 amino acids. Lineage: Eukaryota; Fungi; Ascomycota; Sordariomycetes; Cephalothecales; Cephalothecaceae. The record is from RefSeq and is a predicted model, not a curated record.
GGCCAGCUGCUCCUGCUUGACCACCUUUUUUCAGAGUCAUCGUUUCCUUGGGCCCCCAGUUCGAGGGCUCACCUUCUCGAUUAUCUCAGCGUAGGCCGAAUUCCGUCCAUUCCCCAUCCCCUCCGUCCAUCAAGGAGCCUCGCCCUGCUCUCUCAUCAAAACUGCUGCACUGAUGCAGUAUAUCUUGAGCCCGCCAUCAGCACAUGUCGAUUCUAAGAGCGCAGUUAUUCAUUAUGGCGGAGCGCGCACCUCCCGAACUUUUGACUCGAAGAGAACCGAUCCCAGACUAUGACCUGAAGACGUGCUCACACCGGCAUGAUAUACUCGCAACAGUUGUCGAAGCCGACCGGCGGCGCCCUCUUCCUGUUGUCACGCUAUACCACUGGUGUCCGCCAACUGUCCGUGUAACGACCAAAGUCAUGCUGUCUCCAGACGUUUUGCCAACAAUCAAGGGCUUUACGUCCUUAGGCACCUCCUUUCUUCCAGAAUACUCAAAUAUCUCUAAGACGCUUUCUGACCUCCUAGCGGCAAAACCCUCUGGCCCAGAAACAACGCCUCAACUGCUCCCAGAGCUCAUAGGACGGCUUGCUAUGCCGGACCAGGGAACUUUUGUGCAAUUUUUCUCCUUUCCUGUGUUUAGCAACAGCCCAAACGAGGUUUCCACCGAUGGCCUCCUCCCGAUGUGGAAGUUGGCAAAGCCUAAUAGUAUUUACAGUAAGAGAGGUUUCUGGGAGACAGAACUACACGAAGCUCUAGAACACGGAGAAUGGAAUGCCGGGAAAGACCUGAUCUUAUUGACAAGAGGGGUCUCGGGACAGACGCUACAAACUAUCGGAGAUUGUAGAAUUCCCAGUUUUGAGCGCUAUUCUGCAUCAUAACUUUUCGAACCUCGAAUGUAUAAAUAAUUAGUCAAUGAAUAAUCGGGC